Rhinocladiella mackenziei CBS 650.93 is the source of this 774-nucleotide messenger RNA. RefSeq lists its product as uncharacterized. The record is from RefSeq and is a predicted model, not a curated record. The coding region runs from base 1 to 774 and encodes 257 amino acids. The transcript has a single exon. NCBI's taxonomy places the organism in Eukaryota, Fungi, Ascomycota, Eurotiomycetes, Chaetothyriales, Herpotrichiellaceae.
AUGUCUCUGGCGGGAAAGGUUGCCAUUGUGAGCGGCUCCUCAUCUGGCAUUGGGGCUGCGGUCGUUCAAGAGCUGUCUAGACGAGGAGCUACCGUCGCGAUCAAUUAUCCCUUUCCCAGCGAAAGGGAUAAUGCAGAAUCAGUCUUGAAAACACUGGCUCCGGACACCAAGGCAAUCAUCGUCGAAGCGGACUUGUCCAGUUAUGAAGGACCGAAAAUUCUAGCCCAAACAGUCGCCGAUGCCUUUAGCAAGAUCGACAUUCUGGUCAAUAACGCGGGUGUGGUUCUUCCGGCCGAGGUGGAUGAUCCUGACGACUCGGUGAUUGCAAAUGUUUGGGACCAAACGGUCAAUCUAAAUGGUCGAGGGGUUCUCCUGCUGACGAGGGAAGUCUUGAAAUAUCUCAGUCCCCAGAACUCCCGCAUCGUCAACAUUGCCAGCGGCAUCUCCCGUGCUCCCGCCCCAAAGCAGACCAUUUAUGCUGGCUCUAAAGGCAUGGUCGAAGCCUUUACGCGUUGUUGGGCGAGAGAACUUCCGCGAAAGUAUGGAUGCACGGUCAAUGCCGUAGCCCCGGGGCCGGUUGGGACACAAGCAUUAUACUCAGCCCCCCAAGCAGUGAUUGACGAUCUGAAACCGGUGAUCGAGAAUACGCCAGUGGCUUCGCGCCUCGCCAAGCCGGAGGAGAUAGCAUGGACGGUCGCAAUGUUGUGCGAAGAGGAAGCUGGCUGGCUAAAUGGCACCUAUAUUCCUGUGGCAGGCGGGAUCGUGUUGGGCUAG